Molecule: messenger RNA, 1400 nt
Organism: Ornithodoros turicata
Lineage: Eukaryota; Metazoa; Arthropoda; Arachnida; Ixodida; Argasidae
Product: protein obstructor-E-like
Exons: 5
Coding region: 60-995 (311 amino acids)
Cellular component (GO): extracellular region
Molecular function (GO): chitin binding
Source: RefSeq, a predicted model, not a curated record
AAAGGAAAAUGUUCACUAGGUGAGUGCGGGAUAGUUUCACUUUAGUUCGGUGCAUCAACAUGAGGUCCUACAUGUUGAUUUUAGUGGCUGCAGCUGUCGUCUGCAUUGCAUCUGCUCAAAAGUCGAAUUCAGCGAGGGACAGCGGAUGCCGCAAAGACAACGGCCUCUUCGAGCACGAGCAAUACUGUGAUUAUUACUACGAGUGCGAAAAUGGCGUAGCAACGCUGCAGCUGUGCCCCAACGGCCUGGCUUUCGCCGGAAAGAACCGUGGCCUUCGAGGAAACUGUGACUACCCGCAUCGAGUCGAAUGCCCGGACGACGAAGGGCGGGUCAUGGGACAGUCUCCGAUCAGCACGGAGAACUGCCACUGGCAGUACGGAGUGUUCGCGCACCAGACCAGUUGUACCCGUUACUGGCAGUGCUGGAACGGAACCUCCACUAUCCAGCAGUGCCCAUUCUCACUCCUCUAUAAUGACGUCAUGCACGCGUGCGACUGGCCCGAUAACGUCCCAGACUGUCAGAAGCAUCCCAUUUGCAAGGACAACCCUAAUGGCCACCUUCCAAUUGAAAAGAGCUGCGUCCGGUACUGGCUCUGCGUAGGGGGUUACCCAAGGCUCCAGCGUUGUCCUGCCGGUCUUGCUUUCAACCCAACAUCGUCGCGCUGUGAGCUGGCCGACAACGUUCCAGGAUGCGAGCCACCACCGACUACUCAGCCCCCGGAGGACCAGGCUGAGGAGCCCCAGCAACAGAGGCCUCAACAACAGAGACCGCGCCAGUCUCAGGCUGCUCGUCCCGUCCCUGUCCAGGCCGUACAGCAGAGACCAGCACAACAGCGUUUCGUUCCCCAAGCUGCCGCGCAAGCUGCACCGGUUGUACCCGUGGCUAGCCAAGAGGACAACUCCGCCGACUACGCCGACAAUUCCCAAGAGUCUCCGUUGCCCCAAGCCAGACCUCAGGCGAUCAGGAGGUCCCAAUUCCGACAAGCCGGAAAAUAGGAGAGGGGGAACGCUUAAGUCGCACGUUAUAAAUGUUCUCCGUUGAAAAUAUGCCAAUCACAGAUGCUGCGGAUUUUCAACGUUGAACCCCAGACAUCCCGCGGUUUCUGAAGGAAAUCCCCAGUGACGCGUGUAAUUAUUUAGUAGCGGAAGACAUAAAAUUAAGGAGGGUGCUUACGGGUCUUAAGCUGGUAAGCCAUCAAGAUGCAAAUGUCUCCCUCGUACUCAAAAGUAUCCCAGUCUUGCACGUGCAAAUGGUAUGAGUCACGUUGAAGUCACUGCGCUCAUUGUUGAGCAUUCCAUGUUCAGACCCAUUCGAAGGCUUGGGUAGCUACACAUUCCAUUCCAUUUUUUGUGUGUAUGUUUUUUACUGCAUCCCAUAAUAAAAUAUGCAUCAACAGUCCA